AUGCACCGGCUACCGAGUAGCGGACAUUCGACGCCGUCAUCUCCGCAAUCGCCGGUACGUUCGCCGAGGCUCCGUCAAGGGCGGUCUAAGGCGGGGAAAUUUUCUUCUGGAGGGAAUAGUUUAGCGCAGAGGUUGAGUUUGAUGUUGCUUUCGGUUCUUCUCCGGCGACAGGGGAUUUUCCUGUUCGCUCCUUUGAUUUAUAUCUCCGGCAUGCUUUUAUAUAUGGGAACGGCGUCGUUUGAUGUUGUUCCGAUCAUUAAACACCGUUCUGCUCCUGGUUCGGUUUAUCGUAGUCCUCAGCUUUAUGCUAAUCUUCGUCGUGAUAUGGAUUCAGAUAACUCUUCUACCGAUGCGAUAUUUACAAUAUGGAAGAGUCCAUAUAGAGGCGGUGAAUGGAAACCAUGUGUAAACAGAUCUUCAGAAGAGCUACCUGAAUCUAUUGGAUACAUAUAUGUAGAUGCUAAUGGUGGUUUAAAUCAACAGAGGACAUCGAUAUGCAAUGCUGUUGCUGUGGCUGGCUAUCUAAAUGCUACCCUUGUGAUCCCCAACUUCCAUUAUCAUAGCAUAUGGAAAGAUCAUAGCAAAUUCAGGGAUAUUUAUGAUGAAGAAUAUUUUAUCGAUGCCCUUAAAAAUGAUGUACGGGUGGUUGACAAGAUUCCUGAGUUUCUAAUGGAAAGAUUUGACAGCAACAUGACAAAUGUUCACAAUUUCAGGAUCAAGGCGUGGUCCUCCAUUCAGUAUUAUAGAGAUGUGGUGCUCCCAAAAUUACUUGAAGAAAAGGUUAUAAGAUUUUCACCUUAUGCGAAUAGAUUGUCCUUUGAUGCUCCUCCAGUUGUCCAGCGUCUCAGGUGCUUAGCAAAUUAUGAGGCUUUACGGUUUUCAAGACCUAUAUUAACCAUAGGUGAAUCUUUGGUUGAAAGAAUGAGAAAGCAUAGUGCCAUUAAUGGUGGUAAAUAUGUAUCUGUACAUCUUCGUUUUGAAGAGGAUAUGGUUGCUUUCUCAUGUUGUGUUUUUGAUGGUGGGAAACCGGAGGCACAAAACAUGAGUGCUGCAAGAGAAAGAGGUUGGAGAGGGAAAUUUACAAAAGCUGGACGAGUCAUACGUCCUGGAGCAAUCAGGAUCAAUGGGAAGUGUCCCCUCAGCCCGACAGAGGUUGGCCUGAUGCUGAGAGGAAUGGGUUUUACCAAAAACACAUCUAUCUUUUUGGCAUCUGGAAAAAUAUAUAAUGCUGAAAAAACAAUGGCUCCACUACUAGAAAUGUUUCCUAAUUUGCAUACUAAGGAGACUCUGGCUUCUGAAGAGGAACUUUCUCCAUUUAAGGGUUAUUCUUCCAGGAUGGCUGCUAUAGAUUAUACUGUUUGUCUUCAUAGUGAGGUGUUUGUCACAACUCAGGGCGGCAACUUUCCUCAUUUUCUGCUGGGCCACAGAAGAUACUUGUAUGGUGGACACGCCAAGACAAUUAAGCCCGAUAAGCGGAAGUUAGCGUUGCUGUUUGAUAAUCCCAAUAUAGGAUGGAAAAGUUUGAAGCGCCAACUGCUGAACAUGAGGUCACACAGUGAUUCCAAGGGAGUUGAGCUCAAAAGACCAAAUGACUCUAUAUACAGCUUUCCAUGCCCAGAUUGUAUGUGCCGUGCCAACAAAACCGCCAAUUCAAAAUCUAAAUCAGCUGCUUGA
This is a messenger RNA of Lathyrus sativus (Indian pea), 1674 nucleotides long. Lineage: Eukaryota; Viridiplantae; Streptophyta; Magnoliopsida; Fabales; Fabaceae. The record is from the annotation of a GenBank genome assembly.